AUGAAUAAACACCAAAGAGUAGAUGAUGUGGUUUACGGCGCGCCAUCGACUGCUCAUCAUGUGAUCUACGUUUCCGAUCUGACCGGUGCAAGUGCCAACCUCGGCGGGGAGGCGUACAUCACGACACACCCAUCCCGCAGGCACCUCUGCAUCCAGCCACAUGGCCGCCGAUUCACGCCAACAGCGAAAACGACAGCCCGCAAACUACACGGGCAUGCAAGCAAAGCACACGACAGAUACACCGCACACGAAGCACGAGAAUUCGCAAUGUGCCCCGCCACAGUGCCACCCCUCUCAUCCGUCAAGGCGCUUGCAUUCGACGUCUUCGGCACAACCGUAGACUGGCGCUCCUCAGUCACAGAAGAGCUGACGCUCCGCGCGUAUCGCAAGCGCUCUUCCAACCCGUCACCCGCCCUCAAGGACCGCCUGGACAGUCUAGACCAAGACGACUGGGCGCGCUUCGCCCAGGCCUGGCGCGACACAUAUGUCCACUUCGUGAGGUCCUUCAACCCCGGGCAAGACGUGUGGAAGACCAUCGACGAGCACCACCGCGACAGCCUCGUCCAACUGCUCGGGACGUGGGGUCUCGAGGGCCUGUACACGGACGCCGAAGUAGACUCGCUCAGCCUGGUGUGGCACCGCCUUGCUCCCUGGCCCGACACCGUGGACGGGCUAGCCAAGUUGCGCGACAGCGGGAAGCUCGUGCUGGCAACGCUGUCGAACGGCAACAUGGACCUGGUGAGGGAUUUGAAUGACUUCGGAGGCCUGGGGUUCCACCGGCUGUUUUGCGCCGAGACGUUUCGGGCGUACAAGCCUCGCCCGGAGACGUAUCUCGGCGCGGCGAGGGACAUGGGCCUGGAGCCGGGGCAGGUGGCCAUGGUUGCUUGCCACAUGGGCGACUUGGAGGCUGCCAAGGCGUGUGGUCUGAGGACGAUAUACGUUGAGAGACCUAGGGAAGAGGCCUGGGAUAAGGACGGCGAGGAAUUCGUAGCGGCUAGGAAUUGGGUGGAUUUGUGGAUUGGGGAGGAGGAAGGUGGGUUUGUUACUAUGGCAGACAAGCUCCUGGAUAUCUUGUAG
Metarhizium acridum CQMa 102 is the source of this 1077-nucleotide messenger RNA. RefSeq lists its product as uncharacterized. The record is from RefSeq and is a predicted model, not a curated record. Gene Ontology annotation, molecular function: hydrolase activity, acting on halide bonds, in C-halide compounds. NCBI's taxonomy places the organism in Eukaryota, Fungi, Ascomycota, Sordariomycetes, Hypocreales, Clavicipitaceae.